UAAAUAAUCUUUCUUGAUUGUUCCAUUUAAUUUUGAGUUCUUUAAUUUUCUUUCUCUUUGGAGCAUUAAAUGGAUUCUGAUUAUUCUCUCUCUCGCUUCCUUAGCUAACUCUUCUUCUCCGUUUGGUGCUACGUCAGCUUUUCUGACAAUACGUCAUCUCUACGGCGUCUCUGAGCCAUCUCAACGAUUCAAGAUCAUCUUACUCACUGUUGCUUGAUAUUUUCACCAAAUAAAUCAUCUGGUGUUGUUAAGAAUGGGACAUUUUUCGUCCAUGUUCAGUGGAUUAGCUCGAUCCUUCUCCAUCAAGAAAGUGAAGCACAACAAUGGAACUUGCGACGCUAAGGAAGCUGCUGAUGAGAUGGUGAAAGAUGCAAAGAAGAAGGAGAUGAUUCUGAAAUCAUGUGGUUACGUUUAUGCAGAAGGUUCUAAUAACUCGGCCUCUGUUUUCUCUAAACGCGGUGAGAAAGGCGUUAACCAGGACUGUGCAAUCGUUUGGGAGGGAUUUGGGUGCCAAGAAGACAUGAUAUUCUGCGGAAUAUUCGAUGGACAUGGUCCAUGGGGUCACUAUGUAGCCAAACAUGUAAGAAACUCGAUGCCUUCAUCCCUCCUAUGCAACUGGCAAAAGACUCUCGCUCAAACCACACUACUAGAUCCCGAGCUAGACCUUGAAGGCUCCAGUAAAAAAUUCUCGAGAUUCGACAUAUGGAAACAUUCAUAUCUCAAGACAUGUGCAUCGGUUGAUCAAGAACUUGAACAUCACCGCAAGAUUGAUUCUUACAACAGUGGCACAACUGCUAUAACCAUUGUCAGACAGGGUGAUGUAAUUUAUGUAUCAAAUGUAGGCGAUUCACGAGCAGUGCUAGCCACCACUUCAGAUGAAGGGAACUUGGUUGCUGUUCAGCUCACCCUGGAUUUCAAACCGAAUCUGCCUCAGGAGAAGGAGAGAAUUAUCGGAUGCAAUGGACGUGUAUUCUGUAUGAAAGAUGAGCCAGGAGUCCACCGUGUAUGGCAACCAGACGCAGAAGCACCGGGACUGGCUAUGUCAAGAGCGUUCGGAGACUAUUGUAUUAAAGAGUAUGGAUUGGUCUCGGUCCCUGAAGUCACUCAAAGGCACAUCUCUGCUAAAGACCACUUCAUCAUCUUGGCUAGUGAUGGGAUAUGGGAUGUGAUUACAAACCAGGAAGCUAUAGAGAUCAUUUCUUCCACCACUGAGCGGCCUAAGGCGGCUAAGCGAUUAGUGGAGCAAGCAGUUCGGGCUUGGAAGAAGAAGAGACGAGGAAUCGCUAUGGACGAUAUGUCCGUAGUCUGCCUAUUCCUCCAUUCCUCUUCUUCAUCGCCAUCUCUCUCGCAACACGUUCAACAUGCCAUGACUUUUAAGUAAAAAGUUGUGUUGUAAAUAGAUUAGCGAUAGCGUUGCGUUUUGUAACAUUCAUUGUAAACUUUCGAAUGAAUUUUUUGGUCGCAGCCAUAAUGAGUCUCAUCGUGUGA
Raphanus sativus (radish) is the source of this 1488-nucleotide messenger RNA. Its product is annotated as probable protein phosphatase 2C 73. Bases 254 to 1381 code for a protein of 375 amino acids. Lineage: Eukaryota; Viridiplantae; Streptophyta; Magnoliopsida; Brassicales; Brassicaceae. Gene Ontology annotation, biological process: protein dephosphorylation. The transcript is spliced from 6 exons. The record is from RefSeq and is a predicted model, not a curated record. Gene Ontology annotation, molecular function: protein serine/threonine phosphatase activity.